UUCAUGUUGAGGUAUUAAUUUUCAAGAGAUAGGAUCAGUAAUGUUACAAUAGUUUUCCGCAGUUUGGCACAAGAUUUUUAAACCAAACAGUGUUCAUCUUCUUCCUCUCAAAAUCUUUCUCCAGCAUAAAUCUCUACAUUUUUGUUCACUCCUCUAAAAAGAAAUACUGAAUAUCCAUAACCUAGAUGGGCUUUCUAAAUAAAACCCUGUUCUGAGGAUGCACCAAUAGCCUACCGAAAUAAAUCUCUAUAAACUUCGAGGCAGGGAGUGGGAGAUUUCUGUUUCUGUUUCAGAAAUGGCGGCCACUGUAGUGUCGAUAGCCUACCAAAACAAAACAUCGUCAGUGCCGGACUGGCUAAACAAAGGAGACAACGCAUGGCAGAUGAUAUCGGAGACGCUGGUCGGGAUGCAGAGCGUGCUUUGUCUCGUCAUCCUCUAUGGAAGCAUAGUGAAAAAGAAAUGGGCAGUCAAUUCAGCUUUCAUGGCGCUUUACGCCUUCGCUGCCGUCUUAAUCUGCUGGGUCACUUGGGCUUACUAGAUGUCUUUUGGUGAUCGUCUCCUCCCGUUCUGGGGCAAGGUCGGCCCUGCUUUAGGCCAGAAGUUUCUGAUCAGACAAGCGAGGUUGCCGGAGACGACGCAGUUAUACCAUAAUGGAACCGAGGAGACGGCUAUGAUUGCACCGUUUUAUCCUAUGGCGUCCAUGGUUUAAUUUCAGUUCGUGUUUGCUGCGGUCACAGUGAUUUUGCUAGCUGGGUCAGUCCUGGGUAGAAUGAACAUCAAGGCUUGGAUGCUAUUCGUCCCGCUCUGGCUCACCUUUUCUUACACAGUCGGUGCUUUCAGUGUCUGGGGUGGUGGAUUCUUGUUCCACUGGGGCGUCAUGGACUACUCCGGCGGCUACGUCAUCCACCUCUCCUCCGGCAUCGCCGGCUUCACGGUAGCUUAUUGGGUGGGACCGAGAUCGACAAAGGACAGGGAGAGGUUCCCACUGAACAACGUUUUACUGAUGUUGGCCGGUGCAGGGUUGCUGUGGAUGGGUUGGGUUGGAUUCAAUGGUGGAGAUCCUUACACGGAGAAUAUUGACUCGUCCAUGGCCGUACUGGACACGAACAUCUGUGCAGCGACGAGUUUGCUGGUCUGGAUUUGCCUUGAUGUCAUCUUCUUUAACAAACCUUCGGUGAUCGGAGCCGUCCGGGGAAUGAUCGCAGGACUUGUCUGAAUCACGCCCAGUGCAGGUAAUGUUGUUGUUUCUUUUUCUGGGUUACGGAUAUUAAAUUAACGAUCGAUUGGUGCAUCCUCCGAACAGGAUUCUGUUUGCAACGCAUCUGGGCUAUGGAUAUUCAGUAUUUCUUUUUACAAGGAUGAACAAAAAAAUAA
This is a messenger RNA of Nelumbo nucifera (sacred lotus), 1374 nucleotides long. The record is from RefSeq and is a predicted model, not a curated record. NCBI's taxonomy places the organism in Eukaryota, Viridiplantae, Streptophyta, Magnoliopsida, Proteales, Nelumbonaceae.